Messenger RNA from Vanessa tameamea, 1666 nucleotides. RefSeq names its product intraflagellar transport protein 56 (gene Ttc26). The transcript has 11 exons. Gene Ontology annotation, cellular component: intraciliary transport particle B; ciliary base; ciliary basal body. Lineage: Eukaryota; Metazoa; Arthropoda; Insecta; Lepidoptera; Nymphalidae. The record is from RefSeq and is a predicted model, not a curated record. Gene Ontology annotation, biological process: intraciliary anterograde transport; intraciliary transport involved in cilium assembly. Gene Ontology annotation, molecular function: protein binding; intraciliary transport particle B binding. The coding region runs from base 119 to 1654 and encodes 511 amino acids.
AAGUCGGUCGAAACCAGCGAACGAUAAUCGAAGUCAUUCUAAUAGCUCUGGUAAAAAAGCAACAUUUCCAGAACUUGAAGACUUCAUCUUAAAAAGGGAUUAUACGGGAGCAAUAACCAUGUUGGAGUUUUUGAAACAUGACGGCAAUACCGACGUGUGGAUAAAUGCGUGGACAGCAUGGUGUUGGUUCCACCUCGGCGAAUAUAAACGAGCUCUAGACGAAUAUCUUGAAAUUAAAAAAAAAGAAAACCUUACCCCUAGUAUAGCUGACAAUAUCGCAUUAGAUCUUGCUGUUUGCUAUUUCUAUUUAGGUUUGUAUAAUGAAUCCCAAGAUGCUGUCGAAGAUGCUCCAAACUGUCCCUUAAAGUGUCGGCUGCAAUUUCACUUGGCACAUAAACUGGGUAACGAAGAUACAUUGAUGCAAGCUCAUGCAAAACUGCGCGAUGUUCCCGAAGACCAGCUUAGUUUGGCCUCUGUACACUAUCUCCGCGCCCAUUACCAGGAAGCCAUUGAUGUUUAUAAGAAACUGCUUCUGGACAGACGCACGUACAUGGCGCUUAAUGUAUAUGUUGCGCUGUGCUACUAUAAGCUGGACUACUACGACGUGUCGCAAGAAGUCCUCGGCGUUUAUCUGGCGCAACAUCCCACAUCGACUGUCGCUGGAAAUCUAAAAGCCUGCAACCUGUUCAGAUUAUACAACAGUAAAGCAGCUGAAAGUGAUUUAAAACAAAUAUCAUCUGAACAACACACGUUCGGACAAGAUCUCGUCAAACACAAUUUGGUUGUAUUCAGAAAUGGAGAAGGAGCCCUAAAAGUACUCCCAGGACUGGUAGACGUGGUACCGGAAGCUCGUUUAAAUCUAGCUGGGUACCGGCUGCGUCAUCGCGAGCCGUUAGAAGCUCGUGAGCUGCUGGAACCCUUACAGCCCACGUCACCUCUUCACUACAUACUCAGAGCUGUAGUCGCAGUGCGUCUUUAUAAUGAAACAAAUGAUGAGGAACAAAUGAAGUUAGCACAACAGAGUUUCCACGUAGUUGGCAAUUCAGCGUCUGAAUGUGACACUAUACCUGGCCGCCAGUGCAUGGCCUCCUCCUACUUCCUCGCCGGUCUGUUCGAGGAGGUGCUCGUCUAUCUCAACUCCAUCAAAAGCUUUUUUGUUAACGAUGAUACGUUCAACUUUAAUUAUGCUCAGGCAAAAGUGGCGUCCGGCUUUUAUCGAGAGGCCGAGGAAUGCCUGUUAACCAUCCAAGAUGAAACUAUACGCAACUCUUUUACGUAUCUUGCCUGCCUUUGUCGCUGUCAUGUUAUGAACAAGGAAGCUCAGCUCGCCUGGGAGAUAUGUGUUAAGGCUGCAGGAACGCCCGACAGUUUCGCCCUGCUGCAGUUGGUUGCCAACGACAGCUAUCGCAUGGGACAAUUCCUCGUAGCGGCCAAAGCUUUUCAUAUGCUAGACAGGCUAGACGGCGGUCCAGAAAUGUGGGAAGGUUUACGAGGCGCGGUGUGCGGCUGCGCUCAGGCCGUGGCGGCCGGCGCGCCCGCGUCACAGCUGCGCGACGCGCUGGCGCUGCUGCGCGGACCGCGGGCACAUCCGCGCGCUGAACAUAUCGCCAGACCCAUCGCUAGAUGGGCGCAACAGAACAGGAUACCAGUAUGAAGCGUUAGAUCG